GAAGAGAAUGAAGCCUCAACAAGCCACUGCACAGCAGAUACACGGGAGAAACGAAGGAGGCGAUGGCGACCAUGGCCGGGCGCUACUGGUGCAGCUACAGCUCGCCUUCUGCGCCGCCGCCCCAGCGGCAGCGCGGGCCUCCGCUGCAGCCGCGACACACGGGAGGACGGGGAAGGGGACUCCGGCGACCGAGCCUACGGGCGGCCGCGUCGGCGGCGGGGGAGCCCGUGAAGGCGGCCACGGACGCCGAGUUCUUCCAGCCCGCCGACUCGAGGCCCAUCAUGCUCUUCGACGGCGUGUGCAACCUCUGCAACGGCGGCGUCCGGUUCGUGCGGGAGCGCGACCCUGGCCGGAGCAUCAGGUACAUCCCCCUCCAGAGCGACUCCGGGAGGAAGCUCCUGCGCCGGUCCGGCAGAAGCCCCGACGACAUCUCCAGCGUCGUCCUCGUCGAGAAGGACAGGUCCUACAUCAAGUCUGAAGCUGUGCUGAGGAUAAUGGAGUACCUCAACCUGCCGUUCCCGCAGCUCGCCGCGUUCCUCAAAAUUGCCCCUCUGUUUGUGAGGGACUUCGCCUACGACAACGUCGCGAACAACCGGUAUGUGGUGUUCGGCCGGUCAGAGACAGAAUCAUGCGAGAUACUCUGAAUUGGUGCCGCAGAUAAGCACCUCAGUGCUCUUGCUUAUAGUAUUAUAGAUAGAAGAAUGGCCAUACAUUGAGAAGUUGUAGGCAUGACAGAUAUGAGACAGAAUCAUGCGAGAUACUCUGAAUUGAUGCCGCAGAUAAGCACCUCGGUGCUCCUGCUUAUAUAUUAUAGAUAGAAGAAUGGCCAUACAUUGA
This is a messenger RNA of Triticum aestivum (bread wheat), 837 nucleotides long. RefSeq names its product DCC family protein At1g52590, chloroplastic. The transcript is spliced from 3 exons. Gene Ontology annotation, molecular function: protein-disulfide reductase activity. The record is from RefSeq and is a predicted model, not a curated record. Lineage: Eukaryota; Viridiplantae; Streptophyta; Magnoliopsida; Poales; Poaceae. The coding region runs from base 63 to 644 and encodes 193 amino acids.